UGCGGGCGGCCCAUCCUGGAGGGCUACAUCGCCGCCCUGGAGGGGCUCUGGCACCCCGAGUGCUUCGUCUGUCGGGAGUGCUUCGCACCCUUCGUGGGGGGCAGCUUCUUCGAGGACGGUGGCCACCCCUACUGUGAGCGCCACUUCCACGCCCGGCGGGGCUCGCUGUGCCGGGGCUGCGGGGAACCCAUCGCUGGCCGGUGCGUCACCGCCAUGGCCCAGCGCUUCCACCCUGAGCACUUCGUCUGCGCCUUCUGCCUCCAGCCGCUCUCCAAGGGCACCUUCCAGGAGCAGGAGGGCAAGCCCUACUGCCAGCCCUGCUUCCUCCGCCUCUUUGGGUGA
Molecule: messenger RNA, 342 nt
Organism: Leptosomus discolor (cuckoo roller)
Lineage: Eukaryota; Metazoa; Chordata; Aves; Leptosomiformes; Leptosomidae
Source: RefSeq, a predicted model, not a curated record